AUGCCACGUAAGCUACGUAAGAAUAUACGUAAGAGGAAGAGAGCAUUGAAACAAGAUGUUAUAAAUUUGAAAAACCAUACUACUCAAUAUAAAGUACUGAAAGAUGAAGAAAUAAAACAAAAAGCCCUGAAGACAUAUAUGGAUAGCGAUGAGUAUAAAAAAGAAGUUGAAGCAAAUGUAAAGGCAGAAAAACUUUUACAGUUGCAAAACCAAACCGUACAGUAUGAAAACUUAGCACAAGAAAGUAAAAAUAACGACGCAGCCAUGCAAAAGGCAAUGAAAAGCUCAGAAUAUAUAAAAGCUAAUAAUGACUGGUUAGAUGCCCAAGCCAACGCUAAAGCAGCCCAACUUAUAGGGUCAAUAAGGACAAAAAUACAAGCGGAUGAAGACAGUUCAAAUGAAGCUUUAAUGAAUGCUGACUUUAAGAACGCCUUCGAAGCUCUUCAUAGUAAGGUGAAACUAGUGAACGACUUCUCAUCUGGAAAGAAACUGAAGUCUGAAGGUUUCGACAACGAGUUAAGAGAAGUAGCACAAAAUAUGACGAAAAUAACAGAUGCAGCAACGAGACAGGCAGUUCAAAGUGCCUAUGACGCCGUUAGAGCAACUGUUGUGGAAAGUCAAGAAAAAGAGUUACAACAGACCAAAACAGACCUAGUAAAUGCUUUCUUAAAAACGAAAAGUCAGGUAGGACAUUAUGCUGCAGAUGGAACAUAUGUGCCAGCUGGUGGAACUUAUAUACCAGCUGGUGGAACUUAUAUACUAGCUAGUGGAACUUAUAUACCACCAAACCCUCCAAGAGAAGCACCUGCACCAGGACUACCUAAAACAUUUACAUCGUCACAUGAACACAGACACAGGCAUGCAC
Molecule: messenger RNA, 865 nt
Organism: Trichomonas vaginalis G3
Lineage: Eukaryota; Parabasalia; Trichomonadida; Trichomonadidae
Product: protein of unknown function, DUF4106 family
Exons: 1
Source: RefSeq, a predicted model, not a curated record